AUGCACUCAUACGGCCAUCAUGUCAAGAGUCUCGAGAUCAUCUCCAUAGAAUGGAAUAAUCUCGCCUUCCUUCUCAACUUUACCAUCAACCUACACUCGCUCUUCCUCCGCGACACAAAACUGAGCGCUUUGCAGCUUCAGGAGCUCGCAGAGAUAGCACCACAGCUUCGAGUUCUGCAUAUCACCUUGAGGCAAUACCCGCCAAAGCCAUUGGAGUGCCAGAUGACUCCUGUGUCUGCAUUCAAGCACCUGGAGGACUUUUACUGGAAUGUCCUGACAGAUGUCCGCAUCGACGAUAUUCUUUUCGUGCUUAAAUCAUGUUCUCAACUCCAGUCACUGGCCUUGACAAUCAACCUAUUAGUCGAGGAACUUGACGAGGCCAAAGUCGAGGAGAUUGACGGCAUCAAAAGCAGCAGUUUGGUAGCCGAUGCCGUACCAGAGUUGGUCAAAGUGGACGAUGACGGCUGGACAAGCACCUCGCUCCGAGUAUUGAGUUGGUCACAUCCCUGCAUCGAGAAUCAAGCCAGCAUCCAAGAGAUCGAGCUUGAUUUGCGCGUCUCAGUAACCGAAGGUGGUUCUCUAGUCGGCGAUUCGGGGUUCUUGAACGCAGUGUCAAAAUCAUGCCCGAACCUCAAGAGGUUUACUGCCAAGCAUACGCCGUUUACAACAGACAAGGCGUUUGAGGAGGUGAUGCGGGUCAACCAUGGGCUGCAAAUGGUCAGCGUCAAAUACACGGAAUUCGGGGACUUGGCACUCCAUCAAUUGGCACGUCUCCCUCCAACACUCACUUCAGCAGGGACCUCGCAUAGCCUUGUUGAACUCGAUGUGGAGGGAUGUCUUCAUAUCACCAGCCAUAGUGCUAUCGAGAUAUUGGAGAACUGUCCUCUCCUGCGCAGCUUGAAUCUGUUGGGCACAAAAGCCGGUACAAUCGAGCUUUUCAAGGGAUGCAAACCCUGGCCUUGUGCCAAGGUGCUGGAGAGGCUGCAUAUGGAUAUCCAACCACUCGACUAUCAACCCCGGCCGUACGGUGUAGGUUGGAGACAAGCAGAUUUACCCCCUCUUAAACCAUACACGCCUGAGGAGCAGGAAUUGAUCAGGGAGCGGCUGUGCUCAUUCACUUCCCUCCUCGGUCUCGAACUCGGGGGGGAUGCGAUGACAUAUGAAAUCUUGGAGGACUUUUCGUUUGCGCCGAAGCUUCGAAAGGUUAUUCUGUGUGUUCCGGUCAAGUCAAAUGACUAUAGCAAUAGCAUAAUUCAGAAGGCGAGAGAAAUGGCCCAGGGGCGCGGCGAGGCAUUGUUCCCGAAUUGGAUUGUGGCGAGUGGGUUCAGCUGUAUUUCCUCGCGAGGUGCCUGUUAUAUCGAUGCCGAUAUCAGUAAGGACGGACACUUUGUGUUCUAA
Molecule: messenger RNA, 1398 nt
Organism: Gamsiella multidivaricata
Lineage: Eukaryota; Fungi; Mortierellomycota; Mortierellomycetes; Mortierellales; Mortierellaceae
Exons: 2
Coding region: 1-1398 (465 amino acids)
Biological process (GO): SCF-dependent proteasomal ubiquitin-dependent protein catabolic process
Cellular component (GO): SCF ubiquitin ligase complex
Source: RefSeq, a predicted model, not a curated record